AUGACCGUAAUCAAUGGCAUAGAUUUGACUGAGGAUAGGAGAGACUUGCUGCUGAUAUCGACCUGGCUAUGGACUGCAAUAGCUGCAGUUUUUGUUGCCGGACGGUACUAUUGUCGGAUAAAGCUGAUGAGGGCUGUAUGGUGGGACGACUGGAUGAUUCUUGUCUCUGUAUGCUGCUCAGUAGCCGUCAGUGUUAUUUGGACCAUGUACGCCAACGCAGGUGGCUGUCGACAUCAACAGUCACUCACCAAGCCAGAACAAGUUAUAGUUUUUCGGCUGAACUUCCUCUCUCAUCCAUGGUGCAUUAUUGGUCUCUUGACUGGGAAGCUUUCCGUAGCUUUCCUGAUCUUGAGAUUCCAAUCACCUACAAGAUGGCGUACCCGCCUCAUCAUCGGGCUUUGUGCACCUCUAGUCUUGAUGGUUAUGGUAAAUGUGACGGUCAUAUUCACCCAGUGCCGGCCGGUCCAGUUUCUAUGGGAUAAGGACAAAGGAGGAAAAUGCAUCGAUCCCAUAAUCUCCCCUACAAUAGGAAAGGUAGUCGGUAGCUAUAUGGCGUUUCUUGAUUUAGCUUUAGCAGCCAUUCCAGUACAGAUGAUUUGGAACUUGCAAAUGGUAAAAAGCAAGAAGAUUGCAAUAUGUUGCUUGUUGAGCACGGGCGUGUCUGCUUUUGGAUUCGCUGUUGUAAAAGUUACUUCUCUGGGACAUAUCGCAAACCGUACAGACCUUACCUGGGCUACUGUACUACUGUUUGUGUGGAAUGUAUACGAAAUGAACGUCGUUAUUAUCGCCGCGUGCAUUCCCACACUUGUACCUCUUUUCCACAUCAUGAUAGGGCGGAAGACAAAGUCGGACUUUGCACAAAACCAAAGUGGGGGGAGCGCUGGAUACAACGGCUAUCAUCCAGAAUAUUCCGUUCGUAUGCGUGAUCGUAUUGAGCGAAACAGUAAAUCACAAAGACUUGAGAGCAUUAAGAGCAUGGAUGGCGAGUCAAUUCAAGCUUUGGGCCAAAAGACAAAAAUAACCGUUGAGCCACCGUCGCCUGUCGUUUCUCCGGUCGAUACAUGGUAUGAUGACGAUGAGUCGGAUAGGAAGAUAUCUGUUACGAAACAAUGGUCGGUUCAGCGUUGA
This is a messenger RNA of Glarea lozoyensis ATCC 20868, 1128 nucleotides long. Its product is annotated as CHP3. The transcript is spliced from 5 exons. NCBI's taxonomy places the organism in Eukaryota, Fungi, Ascomycota, Leotiomycetes, Helotiales, Helotiaceae. Bases 1 to 1128 code for a protein of 375 amino acids. The record is from RefSeq and is a predicted model, not a curated record.